Molecule: messenger RNA, 1440 nt
Organism: Paramisgurnus dabryanus
Lineage: Eukaryota; Metazoa; Chordata; Actinopteri; Cypriniformes; Cobitidae
Gene: tmem37
Product: transmembrane protein 37
Cellular component (GO): membrane
Molecular function (GO): calcium channel activity; voltage-gated monoatomic ion channel activity
Source: RefSeq, a predicted model, not a curated record
UGGUAACUUCAAAUAUAUAAAGGGACAUUACAUUUCACUCCUCCGAGUUAAACUCUCUGGUUUAAUAUCUUAUGAGUGGUUACUGAAAACCUCCGUGACUAGAGAACUAAACACACACACGCUCGUGAUCUGCGUGUCUAAAGACUGAACUCAGGUCAGUUAAUGUUACACUAAAAUCUUACUACUGUACUUUCGACUGUAGUUAACUCAGUCUGCCGUCGAUCUCGCUUCUGCUGUUGGCUGUAACGCAAGUCGAAGGAUGACAUCGAUUAAAAUCAGGGUGGGAUCUGUUCCACGGGGGAAGCCCACUCCUGUUUUUCUGGAUUUAUUUUGUCGCAGUCUUAUUAUCUUGUGUACGUCACUGUCGGUCGUUCUCUCAUCCGUUGCUGUGUGUGAUGGUCACUGGCUGCGUGCCGGACACCGCAUGUUUGGUCUGUGGUAUUUCUGUUCACUGGAAGACCAGCAGAGCAUUAAUGUGUCCUCAAACUGCACUACCCAUCUGGAAGAGUCAGGGGUGACCGGUGCGGGCUCAGGGUUGCCCGUGUGUCGUUCAGUGAUUACACUGGCUGUGGUCAGUGCUAUAUUCGGACUGGAAUUGCUUGUGAUGUCACAGGCAAGCGAAGGGCGUGACUCCAGUCGCCGCUGGACCCUCGGGGCAAAACUUGUGCUGCUUGCGGCUCUGAUGUCUGCAGGAGGGGUAGGAACUUUUGUGCUGCUGUUUGGGUCGUAUGCGACACUCCUUGGCUUUACCCUCACGUUCUGGUGCCAGUUUACUGCUACCUUCCUCUUCUUUCUCAAUGCAAUGGCAGCGCGGCACAUCCAGAAUAUUUCAAUGCUGCCCCCUAGUGGCAAACCUUACAAACUGUAGAGUCCUGCCAUGCACAACUAUAAUUAUAAACCCCUCUUGUUGUAAAACCUGCAGAAGAUGCUACUGGUUUUUAAUAAGCUGCAAUAACAUUCAUCAAUAGUGUUUUUUUUUUGUAAGUUAAGCAUUUGUGGAAUAAUAAAAAAACAAAAUUUUAUUGUCUGUCAUGACCACAUCAAGCAGGGAAACUCUUACUUCUGCAUCAUUUACUCAAGGAUACAAGAGGACUUCUACACGGGAUUAAACACGUGUAUCAGUGACAAAGUUUAUCUGCAUACAACAGUAGUGCAGUCACAAAAAGUAAAAUAAACACAACUAUACACCCUAAAUCAUUUUUAAAUGUAGAAAAUGUGUGUGUGUUAACAAAAAUACAAACGUUAUAAACAGGGGUGUCAUGCACCAAUUAUUUUUAAGGUGGCACAACGUACACAGCUCACAAAAAUGUGUGCAUAAACAGACAUUAAAAGAAAUAUUAUGGAGCCUUCACAGUCUUUUCUGUGGCAUUCCCACUUACAUUUUUAACAAUCUGGAUCUGCCUUCAUGUGAAAACCACCAAAAUAAAUGUGUUUACUAAC